Messenger RNA from Drosophila arizonae, 1625 nucleotides. RefSeq lists its product as uncharacterized. NCBI's taxonomy places the organism in Eukaryota, Metazoa, Arthropoda, Insecta, Diptera, Drosophilidae. The record is from RefSeq and is a predicted model, not a curated record.
UUCACUACUCUGUCAAGAGCUCCUCACCGCAUUCGAAACUCAACUAGAAAAGCUAAAUUCCAACACAGCAGAAAAGCUGUAUUAAGAGCCGAAAAUAAAUCAUAUUUUCUAUUCACAAUUGACGCAGCUAAAAUCCGCAGCCAAGCCAAGGCCAAUUGAUGCAGCCGAUGAACACUUGAGCAAGAAGACGACAAACCAGGCGAAAGGCGUCCACAACCACAAUCACCAUCUGGAGUCUGUGAGUCUGCGUGAGUCAAGUGGAUGAUGCAGAAGCAGCGCUCUCCCUACACCGGUGGCGGCUUCAAUCUGCAGCAGCUGAAGGCGACCACGUUCAACAAGGCCGAGAAUGUCAGUGGAAGGCCGUUCCUGGCCCAGCUGGCACACCAGGUGCAGGUGCAGCAGCGCCCACAGCAUCAUCUAAGCGGCUCGCCCCCUCAGCCGAUGCACUUCCUGCCCGGCAAGAAGACUCCGCACUCUGCCCAUGCUGCGUAUGAUCGCGGCCACGCUGGACAAGACCAUGCACCGUGCACCGGCACCUCACGCAGCUACAAUUCGAUAUCCAACUACAACGGCGCCUACGAGGGCGACCUGCGCGCCUUGCCCAUAAUCCUGACGAAGAACAGCAGCGCGCCGAUGACUGGCGACUGCUGUGGCAUGAGGCACUUGGCACGUGACGACGACGACAACAACAACAACAACAGCAUGGACCACUUGGACAAAAUGGGCGGCAUGGGUCACAUGGACAGCAUGGGCCACAUGGAGAAUAUGAACAGCAUGAGCAACGCGGGUCACUUGGGUCAUGGAGGUUAUGGGGGUCACGUGGGCCCCAUGGGUUCCAUGGGUUCCAUGGGUUCCAUGGGCCACUUGGACAGCAUGGACAGCGGCAAGGCAUAUCAGAGCGAUACGGAUUCGGAGACCGAGUAUAGUCAGCACAUCCAAAGCGUUGACGCAGCCAACGGCGAGCCGACGCGUUGGCGUCGCGCCUUCGACUUUCUCAAGUCCGGGAUGCCACCGCAUCGGCAGGAGCGCAUGGAGGCGGUGCUGCAACGUUGCUGCGAGAACACGUUCUUCAACCAUGUGCUCCUGGUGCUGCAGCUGUUCAGCAUCCUGCUCGGCGGCCUGCUAAUGCAGAGCCUGCGCCUGGGCGCCAAUCUCACCCAGCUAAGCUUCCGCCUAUGGCACUGCAAGUUCCAGCUGCGCACCUUCCAGCGCCAGCUGCUCUGGCGCAUGGCCAAUGCCAAGGGCAACGACGCUAUUCUCUUUCUGGGCGUGAUGCUCAUCUCGCCUUGGCUAUUCCUCAUCAGCCUGGUUGGCUUUUGCAUCUCCUUCAUGUUUUACUUCAAGGAGGGCGUCGGCGUCAUCCUACGCUAUCUGCGCCUACAGAUGCUCAACUGAAACCAAAUACCAAUCUACCUCUAUAGACCGCACAGGGAGGGAGAGAGAAAGAGGGAGCAAUAGGAGAGAGAAAUAUGUGACAGAGAGAGGGAGCUUAGGUCGUAUUUUAAAUUCCAAAACAAUGCAAGUCUUUUAGUGCGUAUUACAGUUAUGUCUACCCCACACAUACACACAUAAUGCUCUAUAUUUUGUUUGUUGCGGCAAAAAUCGAUAAAUGUUAUGAAUAUGUA